Molecule: messenger RNA, 1090 nt
Organism: Daphnia magna
Lineage: Eukaryota; Metazoa; Arthropoda; Branchiopoda; Diplostraca; Daphniidae
Product: trypsin-4
Exons: 6
Coding region: 113-925 (270 amino acids)
Biological process (GO): proteolysis
Molecular function (GO): serine-type endopeptidase activity
Source: RefSeq, a predicted model, not a curated record
UGAUUAGACGACAGCCUUAUCUCAAACUGUGCAAUCGAGCUUUCUGUACGUGUCGAGAGGCAUCAAAUCAACGCCAACAUCUGAACCGAAUCGUUCUAGAAAAAGAAUAGUCAUGUUUUACGUACUGUUUUUCAGCGUCAUCGUCGCAUUCGCCUCAGGAGCCCCAAGUGGCGGAACAGGACGACUGAUUGGAGGUACUCAAGCAGUUGCUGGUGAUUUCCCGUUCGUCGUUUCCAUUUCUCGGCAAGAUCAGCACAUUUGCGGUGGAUUUAUUUACAAUGAUCGAUGGGUCGUCACGACAGCCAAAUGCGUCGAUGGAAAACCAAUAGAAGAACUGAAAGUAACUGUUGGUUCGCUAUCGCUUAUCACACCUGACCCGGAAGAGCAAAUCAUUACCAUUUUGAACAUCGUUAAGUUCGAUCAGUAUGAAGCGACGACUCAGAAACACGAUAUCGCUCUUAUCGAGCUUUCCCGGCCGAUUGUAUUCGGUUCAACUGCUCAACCGAUCCGUUACGAUGAAAUCGACGAACUGGCCCAGCCAUGGGAAGCGAAAAUCGUUGGAUGGGGCGCAACUUUUGAAGGGGGAGCUCCAGCCACACGAUUGCGCUGGGCUCCAAUUGAUAAUCUGGCUGCUGAUUGUCGUGCUUACGGCAUUGACGAGUACAUUCAGAAUUUCAUGAUUUGUGCCGGCUCUGAUUCAGGAACUGUUUCUCCAUGCCAAUAUGACGAGGGUACACCUCUAACGCAAAUCGCUAAUUACGGAGGAGUCCCGGAAGAAAUCGUUGUCGGCAUCAUGUCGAAGAAUCAAGGCUGUGCUGACCUGAGUAUUCCAUCCAUUUACACGCGUUUGGCUACUUACUAUUCGUGGCUGCUGCAGACGGCAGGCCAGCAACCAGCUCCAACUCGCUCCCUUCGCCAAUUCUAAAUAGAAAUACGUACUUCUUCUCUCCACCGUAGUUUCAGCCUUAAAAUUUGUUGACUAUUGAAUUGGCAAUUUGUCUUCCGUACGCAAAAAGUAUGAGUUUACACCAUCUGUCAUUUAAAAUACAGCAAUACUAUCUAUAGCCCUUCAUGGGACUGAACGAGAAAA